Gadus chalcogrammus (walleye pollock) is the source of this 6979-nucleotide messenger RNA. RefSeq lists its product as uncharacterized. Bases 538 to 1707 code for a protein of 389 amino acids. NCBI's taxonomy places the organism in Eukaryota, Metazoa, Chordata, Actinopteri, Gadiformes, Gadidae. The record is from RefSeq and is a predicted model, not a curated record. The transcript has 11 exons.
UAUACUUAAAGGAAGUAUACUAUCCGUACUAUCUACUACGUUAAUUUUUCAGAUGUGAGUGCUGUUCCAAAUCGAGUACUCCGUGGUGCACUAACCGGAAAUUACGAUCACGACUGCCGCCGUGGCUCCUCCCCCGCAAUAAACAUCCCGCUUUGAAAGGUGAACUCUUUACGCCUAGCAGCUAUAAAAAACUAUAAAAACUAAAAAAUGACUCUAUUAAUGCAGGCUAUGUGGAAAAUGCGCCGACUUUGGCUCAGCCUGGCUCCGACUCUUCCGCUACGUAUACAUAUGUGUAAUCCAGCACAUAUAAAGACGGGGACCAGAAAAUAAUUACUUUCUCUCCAUUGAAACCCAUUCAUAUUUUUCGAUCUCAGAGGUCCCAUGAGGGGCCUACCGGAAGGGGCGAACUUACGAGCUCUAUGACGCUGCUCUCGAGCGACAUAUAGCUAGGACUGCUAAUCUUACAAGCAUUCUCAAGAUCGAUUGUCGGCAGUAGUUCUAUUCAUUCUAUCGCUGUAACUUUUCUCUCGUGUUGCUAUGGACAAGUUGUUUGACCUGGAUCUCCGUGACCCCCGCACAGAAGGAAGACACCUUGCCGUUGGGUUGAUGCAUGACCAAUUCCUUGCAGAAGCCAUGGAGGCUGCGGAGAAUGUCAAUCGGGCAAGAUCUGGAGGGGAUUCACCACGGAGCUCAACCAAACGGAGCGGACGCGGCAAGGCCAGAGGGAGACGUGGAGGCCGUGGAGGCCGUGCGGGCCAUACAGGCCGUGCAGACCGAUGGAGUGGCCUAACUACAGGCAUGGACACUGAGGUGUUGGCACUUCCUUCAGAGGAUUCCUUGCCCUUACCCAGAGCACAGCAAAAUCCUCAAGAGAUGUUUGGUGCAGAGAGUGCCUUCCGGAGCAGUGGUUUUGUGGGGCCUGCGACAUGCAUAACCACAGCAAACGGCCACUCCACAACAGGGACAGCGUGGUGGAUGGCUUCUUUAAAGCCAUCCACAUGUAUCUCAAGAGGAGAGACUGGAAUAUAUGCCACACAUGAGCAAGAUCGCAUUUUACCCACAAUGCCAGCACAGCACUGCACCUGCCAGGUCCCUAGCUUCACAGUGGAAGCUGGGAAACCAGUCAUCUUGAUUACCAUCAAUGGGCGUUAUGAUUUGCAUUUGCCACGUUAUGUGUGCCAAACAUGCCUGCAGCAGUGGGCCCCUGAUGUGAGAGACCUAGUCAGGAGUGGAUAUUGGCCAGCUUCUGCAAAUGCUUCCACAAUCUACACGGUGGACCUCAACACCUUUCAGGAGCUGAAGUUGAUCUCACCUGGAUUCUCCAGGCAAGCCCUUGCAAAAAUGCUGGAACAUCGCACACUGUGUGCAGGAAGAUCUGGACAGAUCAACGGGGAUGCCCUGCAGAGGAGCUUUCUUGAGUUUGCAUACGCCUCCUUUGAGAAAGACCAGCUCUGCUGUGAUACCCCUUUCACCUGCCCUGCCUGCACACCUGAAAUGGUAGCAGUGUCAGCAGAUGGCAACAGGAAGCGUUAUCGCUUUGGCCAUACUGGAAGAUCUAAUGACACUCCCUUUUUUGAUGGGCUAUUUCUAGCCAAAGACAGUGAGGUGUCUGAUUUUGUCAACACAAUACAGAUGGCGGUGAAGAAUAUAAAGGGGAGAGGCACAUGUGGAGACUCUCAAAGGGGCAGCAGCAAGGGAGACCUCUAGGCGGGCCUCUAAACUGGAUGAGGAAGGCGUUGAGGUUGCGGUGUGUCGGCAUGGCUUCCUUUUAAAAGCACUUAACAUGUACCGAGGAGAGAGAUAUUUCCCAUCCUUGCAACAGAUAAAAUGGAGUGGUCGGAACCAGAAGGGAGCAGGCACAACUGCCGGUGAGGAGGUGGAGCAAAUAAACAGCUACCUCUCCCGUUGUGCCCUGACAACAAAGUACAUGUCAAAAGCAGCACGUGUGGACAUGCUCACUGUGCAUGCAAUGGGUUGGAACCAUCACAAAGCAGAGACGCUACACAAGGCCCUCUCCACAAGAUAUGUGAAGACAUCUAAAAGGGCAGAAGAAGAGGCAGAGAGGCUGUCACAACUGCAGAAGGACCUGCAGUGCUCAAAUGCAAUGCAGGUGAGGAGGUGGAGCAAAUAAACAGCUACCUCUCCCGUUGUGCCCUGACAACAAAGUACAUGUCAAAAGCAGGUAAGUCACUUUGGUCUGAGUUUAUGCUAUCAUCUAAUAUUGCUCCGCACCGAAACUUGGCCCGGUCGGACCCCGAGGGCAGGAAGGGGGUCCCAGUUAGGCCCUAGAAUAAGGUAUUAAAAUUUCAGGGCGGUAGGACCUUCCUAUCUCAAAAACUGUUCUUCCACCAUAUUCUGAACCAUUAGGUCUUGCAGGCUACACUUCUGAGGGGCUUUGUCCAAAUGACACUCCAUUUGGGAAAACUUUUUUUCUCUAAGGGCUAGAACUCCAAAUCUCGGAUAUGUCGUACACGGGGCCCCCGGAAAUGUGUGUAAACAUUUUAGCAUCCCUAGCUAUCUCGAAAAGGUCGGCAAAGGGGCGUGACCUCCAACAGUACAGUAAAUGUACAUAAGACAGAGGUUAGUUUCUAGUCCCCAUUUUUUGUGGGAUGGAGGUGUACAUUUGUGGCUAAAGGUGUGUAGACACAGCUGGCCUGUGGCCACGUUUUUGAAGUCGGGGGUCAAAAGGUCAAAAGGAGCCGGCACCACGCCGCUUAUGAGAUAACAAAAAGUUAAUGUGUGUUUCUCUCAUAACUUUUUGUCAUUAUUAAAGAGAGGCCUGAUUCUCAGAUAUGCAUGUUGGAUGGCUAGGGUGUAGGUUUGGGUAGAACUUCAGACCAAAAUCUUGCAAGCGAGCCGCUGGGUGAGGUGCAACAAGAUGGAGCACUUGCUGAGUAAUUUCUUGUAGGGCCGGUGCGUAAGAGGGCAAACAAGAUGUCCUUCAACAUCUACGCUUCCAGGCGAUUGCAACGGUGCCACACAUGAACACAUUCAAACAUGUUUAAUGGUAGUAAUUAGCUGUCGAAAUUGGAGGCCUUAAUCAAUAAUGACCAGCUAUUGAUUUGCUUCCCGAUAAAAGUUUGUGACAAAUGACAUGUUAUUUAGCAUCUACACAUUGAGCUGAGUCCAAUGACACAAAGCAUGACACUCCACGGCCCUACACGGCCCCCUACACUACAUGGCCCCUGUAUUUUACAUGGUACACCUAUGGUCUAGGACAUGAUCUCUGUGUGGCACAAGGUCGAGCUUGAUCUCAUUGGACUCAGCUGCUAAUGUAGAUGCUAAAUAACAUGUAAUUUGUCAGAAAACUCCAUCGGGUAGCAAAUCUAUAGCUGGUUAUUAUCUAUAAAGGCCUCCAAAAUCGACAGCUAAUUACUACCCUGAAACAUAGUCAAAUAUGGUCAUGCAUGGCACCGUUGCAAUCGCCUCGAAACGUAGAUGACAAAUGACACCUUGUUUGCCCCGUUACGGGAAGAUAUUUUCAUGGUAUAUCUUUCUAUUUCCUAACCAAGCUCCAUUGCCGUCUUUAACCAACGUGGUUUGACGAGAGUCACGUGACGUUGACGCAGGCCCAUUGAAAAGAAAAGGCCCAAAAAACGUAGGCAUGUCACAUGUUUAAAGCCGUUAUUGUAAUUAAUUAAUUUAAUAUUAAAAUAUAGGCUAUUAUAUGUAUACAAUUAUUACGUCGUGUAAUAUUCUAUCUAUAAGUAGACCAUAACUUUUAUUCAAUUAUCGUUAUAACAUGAUCUGUAUCUGACCAUUGAACAUCUUUAACCAAGUUCAGGUAUAACCAGACCAUAUAACAAAUAUUUAUAACAUAUAAACUAGGCUAUACGUAUAGCAUAUCAUACAUUUGGUUACAGGCCAAAUUCGGUAUAAAUGUUACCCUCUGCUGGCCCACAACUAGAUCGUCGCGUCCCUAGCAACCUGACGUCUUUGAAACAUGCUAGGGAGACCAUAAAACUAACUAUCGAACAAAAGAUCAGACACAUUCACUGACUGAAGAUUAUGCAAGUAAAAAGUAUAUUUCUCGCUAGAAAUGUUAUUAGAAACACGUUUAAUGGUCAAUCUGUCCUAGUGUGUGUGUGUCUGUCUGUCUGUCUGUCUGUCUGUCUGUCUGUCUGUCUGUCUGUCUGUCUGUCUGUCUGUCUGUCUGUCUGUCUGUCUGCCUGCCUGCCUGCCUGCCUGCCAAGAACAAUGAGGUACUCCCACUCUUUUAUCCCUGCAACCAUCAGGUUACUAAAUGAUGACAAAAGUAAGGAGUAGGUGGAGAGCACACCAGUGUUUCCGGGGGCAGGGUGGUUGUUACUGACGGGCUGAAAUGAAUUGUGAGUUAAAUGUGUGUUGGACUGCCUUUGAUAUAUGUUUUUGUCUACCUCCUAUUGCUAUUUAUUGUAUUUAUUAAGUAAUCUAUUAUGUGAGACUGGAAACUGUGAACGAAAUUGCCCAUUUUGGGAUAAAUAAAGUUUUCUAAUCUAAUAUAUAUACGUAACCAUUUCCCCCAAAUGCUGGGAGAACGUAUCGACCCCUAUUGGUGCUAUUCCUCCAUUCAUUUAGAUGGGCGGAAGAAACGUGUAUCUCUUCACGCUUUGGUCAGGCAUAGCGUGACACUGAACACUCCUUGCGAGGUGGACCAAUGUAUCUAUUUCACGCCUUGGCGUGAUACCGGGUUGAACAGACUGUUCUGUGUUUGUGUGGAAAAAUAACAUCAUUACACGGUUCCAUAAAAUAACAUAAUCAGCAAAGACAAUGGUUUUAUUUCCAUGCUUUAAACGGCAUUCGGGCUGCUAGUUUCAGCGUCCAUAGCAACCAUCACAGGCUUAGCCACCAUGUUUUUCUGUCGAGACAAAAUACGUUUUCAGACAAACGUAAUUGAGAAUGCCGAAUAGUUCUCUGGGAACGUAAUUUUCAUGAGACAGGGUUGUCCUUUAGGGCUUCGGCCUCCUAAUUGAUCAUUGAUCAAAACUCUGCCCAAUCCUCACCUUCUCUGACGCAGAGAAACUCGUCCACGCCUUAAUCCCCUCCAGGCUUGAUUACUGUAACAGCCUUCUCAUCGGUACACCCUAUAACACCUAUGGUCCUUAGAUUAUUAUUAUUUAUUUUAUUGUGUUAUUGCCCUUCGUGUUUUGUUGUAGCACUUUGAGAUUAUUUUUAUGAAAAGUGAUUUACAAAUAAAAUGUAUUAUUGUAGUAGGCUAUAUUUGAAUGCCCUUUCACAUAUAUGAAACCACCACCACACCAUGGUUGGUUUGACGUAGCAGCUAACUUAAUCAUCCAAGAGAAUCUGGUGUUUUGGUGUUGAAUAAAGAUCUAUCAGCACUAUAUUUUAAUAAUCUGUUGUGACUAAAUUGACAUUCAGUAGGCCCUGCUUGCACUUGUAUGUUUAAAAUCAAUAUUUUCUAUACAAUAUAGCCAUUUGCAAUUAUACCUGGAUGCAUAUCUUAAAUACAUUGAAUGGAUUAAAUACUCAAUUAAUUGCUGCUACUACUCUAUUACCUAGAGACCCUUCAGCCCACAACUUUUGAGUUACUUUAACUUUACCCACCAUGUACUGCCUACAGACUGGAAUUCAUAUUUAUAUUAACUGUUGUGUCCAUAUAUAUAUGUGUGUGUGUCAUUAAGCUCUUAGUGACCACAUUUGAAUGGCAGGGCAAUCAUGUAUCAGGAGUAGCACCACAUUCUAGAAAGACUGAAAAUAUGUUUUUAUUUGAAGAGGGCAGGGGGACUAAUUCAAAUCUUUUGGCUGCCAGGACCUGGCCCACUCCUUCCCACUGAAAAGAGAACAAAUAUAUCAAUGAACCGUUUUGUGAUGAUUGGUCGAACUCCACUUACAUAACACACCGUAUAUACCUACUUUAUAUUGAUUCUCAUCUAUAAAGGCAAUUACAAAUCAAGCCCAAUCUUUGCACAUUUUUGUUCUUGAGCAAUACCACACUUUCAAGUCAUUUUCUAAUAAUUCAAGAUCUAAUAAUGUAAUAGUGUAUGACACAUAAGAAAGGGAAUGAUGAAACCACUUGAUAGGAAAUCUGGUUGGCAAGUGUGUUUGGUGGAAGAACUACUGUUAAACGUUAAAAUAGCAGCAGCUAUUUUGCACCAAGAUGGUGCAAAAUAAUAUGGUAUAAUAUAGAAUACUCGGAAAAGCAAUGAAGUGGUUUAAAAAAACCCAGUGAAACAAAGAAACCAAAUUAAAUACAUACCAAACUGGGCAAGGCUGCCAAUCAACAAGGACUUCUUUAAUGCCCUAUCAAGGAAAGGAACCAUAAAUUCAGUAGUAAGAUAAUAAAUUCAGUGUUAGCCUAUGAGUUUGAUAGACAAAAUGCAUUGACGGUACUAUUCCAAAAUAUUUAUGCAAAUUACUUGUAUACAUGAGUAAAUUACAUUUACAGUAUGCACUUAAUAUGCAUGCUCAUGAUCAAUCAGCGAGAAUGUCAUUCCUACAGUUAAUCACGCAUGUGUUUUUGCUGGGUCUUUAUGGGUCUGUCAAACCUUUCUCAUCCUCUCCUUCCCGUAACUCCUUAUUUCGAAGGAGUCACGACCAAUAUGGUAGGGGCAAUCUGAAAAUAUAAAAAACAUGUUUUUCACAACAAAACCAUCUAUGCUUAUCCACUGGCAAAUAUAAAAUACCGCAAAUAUAAAAUCAAUAACAGUAAUUAUUAAUACUGUAUUAAUGCUGUAAUCGCUGCUAUGAAUACACAGGAGAAUAAUUUACAAUUCCAUAAUUAUAAAUUGUGUAAAGGGUUUGUCAGUGCUCUGAUCGUUACAAACUAUUUCAUCUUACUCUUUGGUAAAGUCUUAUUCCUUUUUUCAAGCCCCUUCUGGCUGUGAUGCUCUGUAGGAAAGAAAUGUUGAGGUAUUCAAACAAAGACUCAAAUGGUCAUAACCAACAUUCUUAUUACAGUCCUUUUUCCAAAAUAACUACAAUAAAUGUAAUGCUAUGGUGAAAAGAAUAGUAGUCAAUUAGCAAUUCGAUCUGUACAGAC